GAGCCGCCGAGACUGCCGGGAUGGUAGUUUCCUGGCACUUCAGACUGCGUCUUACUGGUCCGGAUCAGAGAGGUCGACGCCAGUCGCUAAGUGAUGACGCUAACGCGCUGAAGCCGAGUGCCAGUCUUUUCCGCAACCCGGCUGGUUAGUCGCUGCGGCUGUGGCGGCUUCUGCAAGCUAGCUUUUGUUGGGACCCUUCCGAGGCUUGCGCUCCCUGCGAGCCGAGGACUCCGGGAUCACAUCGGUGAUGGCUGGCCUGAGAGAUGUAGCCCCAUGAGACCAUGUCAAGUGCAGCAGAUGUAGCAUUUGAUGGUUUAGAAGUAUCCAGCUUUUUAAAAGUUGUGAUCUGACCUGUGGUGUGGAGGCAAGGUUACUCGAAGGCUUUCUUUCCUGAAUGGUUUGAUGGCUUUCUUCUCUGACUCAAACCGAAGGAGUUGUUCUCUACCAACACAGAAAAGGAUUGUGGAUGACACUGUCCUGGAAUGCCACCUCUGAUUCACUGACACAUGAAGAAAACCUCAUGAAUAGCAAUCACAGAGACUCAGAGAGCAUCACUGAUGUUUGCUCCAAUGAGGAUCUCCCUGAAGUUGAGUUGGUGAGCCUACUAGAAGAACAGCUUCCUCAGUACAAGCUGCGAGUGGAUUCCCUCUUCUUAUAUGAGAAUCAAGACUGGGCUCAGUCUGCUCAUCAGAACCAACAUGACUCUGAUGCCAUCUCCCCAGUCCUCGCUGAAGAGACUUUCCGUUAUAUGAUUCUAGGCACAGACAGGGUGGAGCAGAUGACCAGAACUUACAAUGACAUUGACAUGGUCACACACCUUCUGGCUGAGAGAGAUCGGGACUUAGAGCUAGCAGCUCGUAUUGGACAAGCUCUCCUGAAGAGGAACCACGUUCUGUCUGAACAGAAUGAAGCGCUUGAAGAGCAGUUGGGACAAGCCUUUGAUCAAGUUAAUCAGCUGCAACAUGAGUUGUCUAAGAAAGAUGAAUUACUUCGAAUUGUCUCCAUCGCUUCAGAAGAGAGUGAAACCGAUUCCAGCUGUUCGACACCUCUUAGAUUCAAUGAGUCCUUCAGCCUUUCUCAAGGCCUGUUGCAGCUGGACAUGCUACAAGAAAAACUCAAGGAACUGGAGGAGGAGAAUUUGGCUCUCCGAUCUAAGGCUUGUCACAUAAAGACUGAAACAAUUACCUAUGAAGAAAAGGAGCAGCAACUUGUCAAUGACUGUGUUAAAGACUCCGUGAGUGAGACAAAUGCUCAGAUGUCCAGGAUGACGGAGGAGCUGUCAGGGAAGAGCGAUGAGCUGAUUCGAUACCAGAAAGUCUCCUCCCUCUUGUCACAGAUUGUUGAUCUUCAACACAAACUUAAAGAACAUGUGAUUGAAAAGGAGGAACUGAGGCUUCAUCUACAAGCUUCCAAAGACGCCCAAAGACAGCUGACAAUGGAGCUUCAUGAGUUACAGGAUCGGAAUGCAGAGUGUCUGGGAAUGCUACAUGAAUCCAAGAAGAAUAAGGAACUCCGUAGUAGAUCCAGCCCUGCAGCACAUAUAUAUGGUCCCCAACAGUGUGGAGCAUUUUCUGCGGAAUCUCUAGCCGCUGAAAUCGAAGGAACCAUGCGCAAAGAACUGAGUUUAGACGAGGAGUCUUCUCUCUGCAAACAGAAAGAGCAACAGAAGCGAGUAUUUGAUACUGUCAAGGUAGCUAACGAUGCACGGUGCCGCUCAGCAUCAUUUCCUGCCCUGCUUCCCAUCCCAGGCUCCAAUCGUUCAAGUGUCGUGAUGACAGCAAAGCUGUUCCAAUCUGGUGUUCAGCAUAUGGAGAACAGUGCACACCUGCACCCGAGGAGUAGUGUGGAUGAUGUAUCUAAGGACUCCCAGAAUACAAGGCUGCCAGGAACCCCUGGAGACAGUGACUUAGCUACGGCUCUGCACCGCCUUUGUCUGCGUCGGCAGAACUACUUAAGUGAGAAACAGUUCUUUGCCGAGGAAUGGGAACGUAAGAUGCAUGUGCUGACUGAUGAGAAAGAGGAGGCCAGUGGCUGCAGCACCCCCACAGGGAGCUUUGCUUCUCUCUGCACCAACCAGUCUGAGGUCACAGACCUUGGCUCUACCACCAGCUGCAUCCGGGCUUUUAUGCCAGAGAAGCUACAGAUUGUCAAACCCCUUGAAGGAUCUCAGACGCUACAUCACUGGCAGCAGCUUGCACAACCAAACUUGGGCACCAUUCUUGACCCACGGCCAGGCGUCAUUACAAAAGGCUUUACUUUAUUGCCUGAAGAUGCUGUUUAUCACCUUUCUGAUUUAGAAGAAGAUGAAGAUGGGGGCAUAACAUUUCAGGUUCAGCAGUCUUUUCAGGAAGAAGGGAAACCUUCAGCGUCAAAGCCAGUACCCGGCAUCUUCCUACCACCUCUUACGUCAGCAAGUGUGCCACUUACAGCCUCAAAUCCAGGAAAAUGUCUGUCGUCCACAAAUUCCACCUUUACCUUUACCACCUGUAGGAUAUUACACCCCUCUGAUAUCACUCAGGUUACCCCAAGCACCAAGUUCCCGUCAUUAUCCUGUGGAAGUACUGGAAGCAGUACGCCUAGUACAGCUAUGAAUUCCCCUGCCCUGUCCUACAGGCUCAGCAUUGGGGAAUCUAUCAGCAGCCGACGAGACUCAACCACCACCUGCAGCAGCACCAUGAGUCUGGCCAAACUCCUGCAAGAACGAGGCAUUUCUGCUAAAGUAUACCACAGCCCUAUUUCGGAGAACCCUCUCCUCCUACCAACCACUAAAGUCCCAGCCAUUCCCUCUACCCCACCAAAUUCUCCAUCCCAUUCACCUUGUCCUUCUCCUUUGCCUUUUGAACCCCGGGCCUAUCUGUCUGAGAACUUUCUUGCCUCCCGACCAGCUGAAACAUUCCUACAGGAGAUGUACGGCUUGAGGCCUUCCAAGAACCCUCCAGAUAUUGGCCAGUUGAAAAUGAAUCUGGUGGACAGAUUAAAGAGACUUGGAAUAGCCAGGGUCAUCAAGACCCCAGAGAUGAAGGAAAAUGGAAAAAAUCAAGGGAUAGAAAUUGGUCUGCGAAGACCAGACUCUGCUGCCUUUUUAAAUGCAAGUAGUAAUCUUUUGGGUGGACUCAGGAGGAACCAGAGUCUUCCCGUCAUGAUGGGUGGCUUCGGAGCCCCAGUUUGCACAUCCUCCCCCAAAAUGGCCAUCUUGAAGGAAGACUGAAUUUGCAUAUGAAGGAUAAACUCAGAGUGGUCAAAGUAGUGUAAUCUGAAGGAAAAAGAAAGUUGCAAAAGGGUUGUGGAUGUGAGAAAGGAAAAGAAGGGUGAUGAAGAGGAGUAUGGUGAAAAGGCCUAGGGUGUGAGCACUUAUAACUGAGAAAUGUAGAGCAAAAGGGAUGGAUACAGGUAUUAGAAAGGAAGAAACAGAGAGCACUCCCGGAACCUCAGGGUUUCUUGACUUAAACCAAAAAAAAAAAAAAAGAUCAAGUAAAAGUAAAAUUCUUUAAUAGUAGAGCAUAUGCGAAAUACAUUGGGGACUUGUGUUCUCAUCCUUUUCCCGCUGAGAAUAACAAGCAGGAAAGAGUCCCAUUUGUAGAGGCAGAAAAUGACAGCCACUUACAAUGUCAUUGGGAAAUCCAUUCUUUUUUUCAAGGCUGGUGCCCAAACCAGGGAUUAAAGUGACAAGUUCAGGCUGUUACUUAACAGCAGUGAGAAAUUUCAUACAUUUUCCCCCACUUAAUAUUUAGUUAUAAGUGUGUCUGUCACCUGCUAUUUUCACAGUUGAAAAAAAAAAACUAGAAAUUUUACCUUUUCUUCAGAUCAGAAGAAGCCCUUGCUUCUUUCUGCCUCAUGUCCACCAAGCAAAUAGGAGAAUAACACUGAGCACAAGCACUAUUCAAAUUCCUUUUGUAUUUGCAGCCACCUUUGCAGUUUUUAAAAAUUUUGUAUUUUUGUACUAUGCAAAAAACCAAUGCUCUUAGGGAUUUCUUUAUUAUUUUCUUUUUCUACUUUAGCAAGCUUAGUAAACUGGAGCCAAUGAAAUCUAUUACCAGAAUUUCCUUUUGGAGGAGUGCAAUGGUCAAGACAUAUGGACAUAAUUAUGUGUGUCUCAGGUCUCCUUGGAGGCUGGGAAGAGUGUAAAGAAAAUGUGCAAUCCAUAGGAACUGGAGGAUGUUGUAUUUUUUUUUUUAAUAAAAGUUUGUUGUGGGGCAGCUAGGUGGUGCAGUGGAUAAAGCACUGGCCCUGGAUUCAGGAGUACCUGAGUUCAAACCCGGCCUCAGACACUUAACACUUACUAGCUGUGUGACCCUGGGCAAGUCACUUAACCCUCAUUGCCCUAAAAAGGAAAAAAAAAGGAAAAAAAAAAAGUUUGUUGCAACUUUGGAAAGGAAUCUUUCCCGAGUGGGCUAUGCAUAUUUUUAAUGGAAGAAUACCUAUAUUUGCACAAAGAAAUUCUCAGGCACAUUGAAUUGUUAGAAACUGAAGAAACACCCAGGUGCUUACUUUGGGGUUGUGUGUUAAUUUUAUUCAAUCUAAAGGAAGAGUGUAACACAAAAUAAAGACCAAGCAGAAAGUUGUUCUGCUGUGUCUGCUCAGUGAUAUCUAUCUCUUUCUCCAAGAAUAAGGUUUUUAAAGGAUAGAUCAAUUGAAGCCUGCUAAGGCAUGUUGCCUUUACCCUUCCAAAUGUGUUCCCUUUAUCAGCAUCAACAGACCCUUUGGUAUUGGGUUUCAGAUACCAAAAUAGAAUGCAAAGUUGUGACAGGAAGAGGUAGGUUGUUUUCCCCAGGACUACUGAAUAACUCCUGCACCUCCAUAUAUUACAGUAGCAUGAUUUGAAUAGGACAGUUUGAAAAUAAAGGGAACCACCCAAGACACACAGUCGAUUAAAAAAAAAACAAGAUGAAGUGACUUCUUUCUUGUUUCCAGAUGGGAAAGCACAAAUCUCUUUGGUGCUGACUUGCCUAGAUCUUACCACUUUGCCUCUUUUAUAUGGGUUAAUUUUGUUGACAACCCUGACGUGGUGGAAAGAGGGCUUUUGUGGGGUGAAUGUUUUGCCUAGGAUAAUUAUGCUGUCCAUGGGACCUGUAAUUAACCUGAUUGUCAGCAACUGCCACAGGCCCCUUCCCAACUUUUGAGGAGCUGUGGACUCAGCUGUGAGUGUAAAAACCUCAAAUCGUAUAUAGGUCAAAAAAAACCCCAACUAAUACUUAUACAUUGUCAAUCAUGAGUUUUCAGUCCUUUCAGUAUUUUUGUGGCAUGUUUUGAUACAACUUCAAAUUUUCUAAGUGACACGAAAAAAAAAAAGUCAGGACAACUUCCUCUUCCUUCUAUCUUGUGCCUAAAAAGUAGUCAGGGGGCAGCUAGGUGGUGCAGUGGAUAGAGCACUGGCCCUGGAUUCAGGAGGACCUGAGUUCAAAUUCAGCCUUAGACACAUGACACUUACUAGCUGGGUAACCCUGGGCAAGUCACUUAACCCUCAUUGCCCUGAAAGGAAUCCCAAAAAUGGGCAUAAAGAAACUGAUAGAAGCACAUCCCCAAAGUGUGAGGGAUGUUAAAAGAAAAAUCCUAGUUACUUAAUUUAUAGAGGGGGAAACCCUCCAUUUUUAAAAAAGGGCAUUUGAAUUUGUGUUACUUAAAGUAAUUAUGUGUACUUCUUGCCUUCUUUAUGGUCAAAAUUUUUUUUUUCUUUUCCCUCAAAUGAACCAGAUUUCUAGUGUGUCCUUUUGCUAGGGUAUUUAUGGUUUCUGAGAGGCUUCAAAAAGUGAAGCAUCAGAUGAGUAGAUUGGCACGUGAGCCAGAAAACCACACAGAGUGUCAAAUGUCAGAUUUCUGUUGUCUAUUACAUAAAUAUGACAGACUUAGCUAGAUUUUGAAGUGUUCUAUAUUAAGGAAAUUUGAAUUUAUAGGGACCUUUUCUUCUCCCCCUUAACUACCCCCGUAAUGAUCUCUAGUUAGUAGUCAACAAUUAGCUUAAUUAGCAGCCAAGUAAUCAAAGGUUUGGUUGAAGAGAGACUGAGCUGAAUGUCGGCAUUCAGCCAGAGGGAUUGAAUACCAGUCUGUGUUGGUCAUUAAGUAAGAAGUGGAUCUGUGUAAGAAGUCAGGUGGAAAAAUUACAGAAGCCAGUCAAAGGUUAUCAUGAUACACAGUCUGAGAAUCAGCACCGCAUCGGGAUCUUGUGACAAGAUGGGUUUUCAGUGGCAAGACAGCCUCCUAGACUUGUCCGUCUGUCAUGCUGCUGUUACCAUUCAGAUAUUUUUUGCUGUUUUCACAAUUUCCAUGUUGGACUUAAGAGACCAAUGUCAAAAACCAAACUUUUUUCUUUUCUUUCUUCCUAGCCUUCAGGGAGGUUUUCUGUGUCUUUACCUCUUGAGUAGAAGUAGUUCCUAUUAACAAAUAGGUUCACUACCUAAACUCAACAUAAAAAGUGGCCUCUCCUAACUUUAAAGAUUCUGGAGAAAAGUUAAUGACAAUAUUGGAGCAGCAUAAGCACCUGGUUUGACUGCCAUACAUUCCAACACAAAUCUGGCUUGAAGGUGCACAAUUUGAGAGAGGAAACACUGAAAGAGGCUUACUGAGAGCUGACUCCCUCAAAUCUGUGCUUAAGACAAUAUUCAAGUAUUAGUUCUGACAAAUGAAAGGAUGCGUGCAUUCUCUGUGUCUGGUUUUAAAGUCUGAGCAUCUCUCCUUGGAUAGCAAAUGUAUACAUGUAUUCCCCCCUGUCCAGCACAGCAGUGAAAUGCAUUUGUGUAUGCAGGAAUGACUGCAACCUAGAGUGUGGUGAACAAGGGAUGGCUGAACAUGGUCUGAUGUUGAGGAAUGUGGGUUUUUGUCGGACAGCUUUGUGCAUUUGACUUUAUUUAUGGCAUGUAAAAAAGAUAAUAAACAUAUACAACUUCCUUUUUAA
This is a messenger RNA of Dromiciops gliroides (monito del monte), 6889 nucleotides long. It is a transcript of the gene TRAK2, whose product is annotated as trafficking kinesin protein 2. Gene Ontology annotation, cellular component: dendrite. Gene Ontology annotation, biological process: anterograde axonal transport of mitochondrion; neurogenesis. Lineage: Eukaryota; Metazoa; Chordata; Mammalia; Microbiotheria; Microbiotheriidae. The record is from RefSeq and is a predicted model, not a curated record. Gene Ontology annotation, molecular function: GABA receptor binding.